AUGUUCAAUUUAAAAAGAAGAACUUCAGGCAAGAUUGACCCCAGCGUCUCGACCUUACAGAACUAUCUUAGAAUACGUUCAGUACAUCCGAACGUUAACUACAAUGAAUGCAUCAACUUCCUCAAAAAUGAAGCUGAAAAGAUUGGACUGCAAGUGCAAGUGGUCGAACCUUUGCCAAAGAAGCCGACGUUGGUAAUGACCUGGUUAGGAGAGCAGCCUGAGCUGCCAAGCAUAUUACUCAACUCUCAUAUGGACGUGGUGCCUGUCUUCGAGAACAGCUGGAAGCAUCCUCCCUUUGCUGCUGAAAUAGAAGACAACAUAAUUUACGCUAGAGGAGUUCAAGAUAUGAAAUCGGUUGGAAUUCAGUACAUUGAGGCCGUGAGGAGGCUGAAGGAAACCGGCGUCAAGCUCAAAAGGACUGUGCAUCUGUCAUUUGUACCCGACGAGGAGAUUGGUGGCGCUACUGGAAUGGGGAAGUUCGUCCAGACGGACGACUUCAAAAACUUGAAUGUUGGGUUCGCUCUCGAUGAGGGCGUCGCAUCCCCGAACGAUGAUUACCUGGUCUUCAAUGGCGAAAGAAUAAUUUGGCAUGUGAAAAUCACUUGUCCCGGAAAAUCCGGUCACGGUUCCCUUCUGCUCCCGGACAACUGCGGCGAAAAGUUGCGGUACAUAAUUGAUAAGUUCAUGGACCUGCGUCAGGAGUCCGUUAAAAAGUUGGCUGACAACCCACAGCUAACCAUCGGUGACGUCACUAGCGUCAACCUCACCAUGAUCUCCGGAGGUAUACAGAACAAUGUGGUUCCUGAACAAUUUACAGCCAACUUCGACCUUCGCAUAGCUCUGAACGUCGAUUUAAAAGAAUUCGAAAAUAUGAUUCAGAAAUGGUGUACUGAAGCUGGUCGCGGCGUCACGUACGAGUUUGAGCAGAAGGAUCCUUACACCACACCAACUCAGCUAGACGAUGCCAACAUUUACUGGAAAGCGUUCAAACAAACCGCACAGGAACUGGGAAUGUCAAUUAAGCCUCAAACGUUUACGGGAGGCACCGACAGCCGCUACCUUCGGGAACUUGGCAUCCCGGCGCUGGGCUUCUCGCCGAUACACAACACCACACCCGCGCUGCAUGAGCACAACGAGCAUCUAGGCUUGGACGUCUUCAUCAAUGGAAUAGCGGUGUACCAGAGCAUCAUAAGAGCUGUAGCUAAUGCCUAACUCUUUACUUGAAUAAAAUCA
Messenger RNA from Bombyx mandarina (wild silkworm), 1233 nucleotides. Its product is annotated as aminoacylase-1-like. Lineage: Eukaryota; Metazoa; Arthropoda; Insecta; Lepidoptera; Bombycidae. The record is from RefSeq and is a predicted model, not a curated record. Gene Ontology annotation, molecular function: aminoacylase activity. Gene Ontology annotation, biological process: amino acid metabolic process. Gene Ontology annotation, cellular component: cytoplasm.